AGGUGGGGGCGGUGGAGUUUGUGCAGAACAUUGAUCUGGAUGAGUAUGGUCGAUGGUUCACGAGUCGAGCCGAGCUUGUGGAGUACGCAGACGGGCAACAGUAUGAGUUUGUGGAGGACAAGCGGUAUGGAAUGCAUGUCCGGGCCCAUGGAGGGGGUGAUGAUGAAGAGGACUAUGAGAAGAUGGUAGGAGAGAUGGGGAUGUAGAUCCUGUGGCUGUCGCAUCCAUGUCUUGUCCCACCUCUUGUCGCACCUAUGGGUUGCCGCAUUCUUAUGUCGCAUUCUUAUGUCGCAUUCUUAUGUCGCAUUCUUAUGUCGCUCCCAUGUCGCUCCCAUGUCGCACGUCUUUGUCGCUCUCAUGUCCCUCGCCAUGUCGCUCGCAUUCAACGCUCGCCCACUUGCUUUCUGACACCACAACCAUGAACGUCUUUAGAUUCCUAGGUGAUAUGUCACAUUUGGCCGCCGCCUUCAUCCUCUUAUUCUCAAUCGAAAAAAACCGCUCCAUCAAGGGCUUGUCCAUCAAAACUCAGGCAUUGUAUGCCGUGGUGUUCGUCACCAGGUACCUCGAUGUUUUCAAAUUCAGCUCGUUUUACCUCACAAUAAUGAAGUUGUUUUUCAUCGGCUCUUCUUUGUACACCGUGUACAUCAUGGCCACCAAAUACAGAAAAACCAUCCAGGAAGACUUUGAUCAGUUUCCUGUCAGGUACCUUGUGCUCGGAUCGGUUUUCAUGGCGUUGGCGUUUCCUCGCAAGUAUCGUGCUGGAGAAAUGAUCUGGACCUUCUCGUUGUGGUUGGAGAGCGUGGCGAUCUUGCCGCAGUUGUUCAUAUUACAAAGAACAGGUGAAGCUGAGAACAUCACCACCCAUUACAUUUUUGCUUUGGGGUUGUACAGAGCAUUGUAUAUUCCCAACUGGUUUUAUCGGUAUUUUGCCGAAAACCGUCUUGAUACUACGAGUAUUUUACUGGGGUUGGUGCAGGCGGUGAUCUAUUCUGACUUUUUUUACAUUUACUAUACGAAGGUGAUGCACGGCAAGAGGUUUUCGUUGCCGGUGUAGGAAAUUGAAGACGGCACAAAGAUAUAGAGUGCACGAAAAUAUAAGGAAGGAGGUAAACGUAGGUGGCUUGUACGGUAUUGCAUAUGUUAUAUAGUAAUUAUAACCGUUUGGUCAAUUUGUUCAAUAUAGUAAUUUACCAUUGGGUCUCAUUCCA
Yamadazyma tenuis ATCC 10573 is the source of this 1208-nucleotide messenger RNA. Lineage: Eukaryota; Fungi; Ascomycota; Pichiomycetes; Serinales; Debaryomycetaceae. The record is from RefSeq and is a predicted model, not a curated record.